This is a messenger RNA of Podospora pseudocomata, 2052 nucleotides long. RefSeq lists its product as uncharacterized. The record is from RefSeq and is a predicted model, not a curated record. Bases 1 to 2052 code for a protein of 683 amino acids. The transcript has a single exon. NCBI's taxonomy places the organism in Eukaryota, Fungi, Ascomycota, Sordariomycetes, Sordariales, Podosporaceae.
AUGGAUGCGGGGUCAGUUGAGAAGAAGCCGCAGGAACCGAAGGCCAAGGGGAAAGCGGUGGACGAGAAUCCCACGUCAGACAAGAGGAUCACACGGUCCCAGGCUCAUUCAGGGCGUGGAAAAAGGAAAGGUGGUUCCGGGGGCUGGUCUUUAUAUCGCAUUUCAGAGACGAGAUUUGAUGGGAAGACUGAGGAAUUUCAAGGCGACCCUGAAGAUUCUGAAGCUGCUCGUGAUGCAGCAGGAGAGUCUUCCAAGUUGGGGCCUGCUGAUGUUCAGAAAUCUCGUGACGAGGGAAAGGGUAAAGAGCGUGAUGACAAUGGCGGAAAUGAUGGUUGUAGAGGGGGUCAUGGAGGGAACAGCGACGGUGACAAGAAUGAUGAUGGCAAAAAGGGCGAUGGAGAUGGGCCAGGUGACAAGAAGAAGGGCAAUGAAGAAGAGGAGGAUGUGGAAAAAGAGGAUGAGGAAGAGAAGGAUGAGGAAAAGAAGGAUGACAACGAUCAGGCCAGCGGGCAGACCGGUCUUGAAGAUACACCGGAUGAAGAAGCCCCCAGGCCUGGCUCUUCCGGCUUUCAGCCUGCAUCUAGGAGUCGAAAAAGAUCCCGACCAUUAUCUUCAUCCUCGGCCGGUGGACAAUCACCCAGACUUGGCUUUUCGCCUCGAUCUAGAACUCGAGAAGCAUCCCCACCAUUUUUGACACCUUUGGCCCGUGGACAAACCCCUCGUCCCAAGCCUCAAGGAGGAUCCCAACCAUCAUCUUCUUCGUUGGCCGGAGGAGAAACGCCCAGGCCUCGCCAAACGCGGGACGGUCGAAGAGCCCGCAGACCCAACCAAAGAGAUUACCAAAUGCUCGCCACGUACCGUGGACGCGGAUCUUCAGCGGAUUUGGGUGACCCUCGAUUGGUACAAUCCAGAUGGGAUCCGACGGAGGCAAGUUGGCUGAACUUGAGUAACGGGGCCAGGAUGCAAUGGUCGGUAACACACCAGCCCGCAACAUAUCAGCCUGGCCCAGUAGAGCAGUCUGUAGAGCAGUCUGUAGAGCAGUCUGUAGAGCAGUCUGUAGAGCAGCCUGUAGAGCAGUCUGUAGAGCAGUCUGACCCAGAAGAGCACGACAGUCUGAAUUCUCUGUUCCCUCGCAACCUACUGUUGAUACCUGACAGAAGGUCGCCACGUGACGUAAUGAGACGGGUAUCGGAGUGGGUUAUUACGCAGGAUUAUGCGCCUUCACCCCUUUUGCAGACCAUAGCAUCAUUUUCCGAAACGUCCUCGUCGACUUCACCAAGCCUCAACCUGGCAGCUUCGCCGACAUUCAACACACCUGCGAGGGGGGGAUACUCGGUCUACGAUGGUAUAACCGGUAACGAACUUCCACCGGACCCUCCCCGGCCCCGUCGCGUGACGCCUUCUCCGCUGUCGCCCACUCCCGCGGUGCCCCCUCGCCCUGACGUUGAGGGUUCUUCGCGCCCUGGAAGUCCUCCGCCUGAGGGUGACUUGGACUCUUCUGACACUAACCGAUAUCUCCCCGACAGCCCGCUUCCCGACGAACGAGACAUGUACCCAUUGUUAUUUUUUCCUCCCGGUGGCCCAAUUUGCGCGAUCAAUUCCCCGGGGGGAAGAAUCUUUCAGGUAGCCUCGCCGGGACCAUCACUGGUUGUUGUCCACCGCGAAUCGCAGUCCAUUUUCGCCGUUCCACCUUCCAAUGCCCGCUUUUCGCCCGGGGGUGAACCUCAACCGUUUGGAAGGUCUUAUGGGUGUGGCACUUUGUUGCCGGGUCUUGUGAGUCCGCUUACUCGUGUUUCGCCCCGGGCUGAGCUGCUGCCGGCCCCGCCGGGUGUUUCGGAGACUGUGUAUGAGAAUCUGAAUGGGAUGGCUGGACGAGAUGAGGAAGAGGGUGAACUUGGUAGUGCUGAAAUGGAUUUGGACGGGGAUGAGAGUUCAGGUGAUGAGGCUAUGUCCAGGCUGAGUAUCAUGGGUCCAAGGGAUGAGAUUGGUAGUGUAGAAGGGGAUUUGGAUGAGGGUGAGAGCACAGGUGGUGAGGGUUCGUCUGUGCAGUAA